UCUGUGUACAUAUAUGUCAAUUAUGACAAAUUCAUUGAAGUGAUAGAAAUAACCCAAACUCACGGAAAAUCACAAAUGUUCUGUUUAAAAACGUACUAUUUACGGUAUUUGGCUGUCUUUCAUUUGCUAUAAAGUUUCGGCAUUCAAGUGAAAAAUAAAUCGACAUCAAAAUUGUGAUCGGAAGAGUAAUUGCGGUUCAAUAGUCACCUAGAUUCUCAACGACAGCGAUGGCUACCGAAGUUAUAAAAGGGUACACUGACUUACAGCAAGAAUUAAACAGGGCUCGUGAUAACCUCAAGGGACUGAACGAAAAUAUACGGAAAAUAAUCGGCCGGGAUCCAUCUAUAACUGAGCAGUACAACGCUGGGAACAGUUUCGGGGCAUACUCAAGAAUCGAAGCAAGGAAAAGAAACGUCAGCGUUUUCGAACAAGGUCGAAGACCAGAACAGGAACGACGCUUUUCGGAUGGCAUUCAGAAUCCAGUGAAACGCCGUAUGAUUGGCGAAACGAAAUCUGUUUUUAGUAGACUUUCCGGUCCACCCAAUAGGGACAAUGAGUACGAGAAACCGAGGAUACAUUCACGCGUUAUCAAGGAACAGCCUACAAGGCAAGAGAUUGUUGCUGCUCAAGGCGAUGAUGAGCAAUCACGAGCACGUAAUCGACGAAUCUUUGGUUCUCUGUUAGGAACGCUACAGAAGUUCUCCCAAGAAGAGUCCAAGCUUAAGUCGAAGGAGGAGAAGAAAGCUCUUAUAGAGAAAAAGUUAGAGGAACAGCAGAAAAUUGAAAGGGAAAAUAUGCGCAAAGAAAAACAUAGUUUGUUUACCGAUCGUAAACGCCAACAACUUCAAAUUCGCGCAAUUGAAACUAAGAUGGCUAAAAUGAAAGAUCUGGAAACCUGGCAAGAAUCGAAACGACUUUUGGGCAAUUUUAUAAAAACUAAGACCAAGCCUCAUAUAUACUUUCUUCCUAAAACUAUGGACUCUAAAAUGGAGAAAAAACUGAAAGAAUGUAAAGAAGAACAUGCGAAAAACAUGGAACAAAGACGCCAGGAAGUGAUGGACAGUAUUGCGGGUGUGGAAGCGCGUUUCAAAGCGGACCUCCAAAACCUAGAAGAAAAUAUGAACCGCGACAAAAGCGAAAUCGGAGAGGACAACGCGAAUAGUGCAAAACACAACCGUUCGGCGGGCGUUGAAGAUGAUGAUGACUUACAGGAUGACGAUCAUCCCACAAGUCCAUACAACGAUCAAACGGAUGUUAUCGAAGGACCUGCGUUACCUUCAGCGAUGGUUUCGGCGAACUUCAAAAUCACAAUCCAUAAUAAUGAGAUUAAGCAGGAGAAGGUUGAAGCAUCUCCCAAAAUCGUACGUUUGGUAGAGGGUCCUGCUACCCCCGCAAUAAAUAAGGAAUCAACUCCUGAAAGUGCCUCUUAUUUGGCUCAGGGUGAAAAUUUUCAGAUCACAUUCAAAACAGAUCGCGCUACAGACUUAUAAAACUGGAUUUUGGAAUACCAAUAAAUGCCAUUGAUACGCGGUAAAGCGUGUAACAGUGGAACGACAAAACUUGCGGAACCGAUAAACGAAAGCUUUUUUUGAUAAAUAUACAUAGAGAAUGCCUACGAAAAAAUUAAGUGCUAAAUUUGGCGCAAUAUAGAUUUCCGUGUUCGGUACUUUUCUAAGGAAUAUUCAAUGCGUUGUUUCCGCUAUAGCAAAUCUAAACCAAUGCCCCAGAAUGGCAUUCAAAAGUACGAUUCAUUUAAACACAAGGGAAUAUUUGUAAAUCAUAAAAGUUAUGUCGAAUGCCAUUUUCAUAUCUUAAGUUGUGUACACUAAAUAAAUGAUGCUUUUCAAUAAAUAUAGUA
Toxorhynchites rutilus septentrionalis is the source of this 1858-nucleotide messenger RNA. RefSeq names its product pinin (gene Pnn). Gene Ontology annotation, cellular component: catalytic step 2 spliceosome. The transcript is spliced from 5 exons. The coding region runs from base 228 to 1490 and encodes 420 amino acids. NCBI's taxonomy places the organism in Eukaryota, Metazoa, Arthropoda, Insecta, Diptera, Culicidae. The record is from RefSeq and is a predicted model, not a curated record.